This is a messenger RNA of Rhopalosiphum maidis (corn leaf aphid), 1732 nucleotides long. It is a transcript of the gene PGAP2, whose product is annotated as post-GPI attachment to proteins factor 2. Gene Ontology annotation, cellular component: endoplasmic reticulum membrane; Golgi membrane. The record is from RefSeq and is a predicted model, not a curated record. NCBI's taxonomy places the organism in Eukaryota, Metazoa, Arthropoda, Insecta, Hemiptera, Aphididae. The transcript is spliced from 7 exons. Bases 599 to 1438 code for a protein of 279 amino acids. Gene Ontology annotation, biological process: GPI anchor biosynthetic process.
AGAUUAGGUACUGUAGUCGGUUUCAGACGAUGCACCGUCACGGCGUCAUCAAGAGACAAAAUAACUACUGUCAGAGCAUAUGUAUAUGUACGAGUUUACGACUAUCGACAAGUCGCGCACAUCUUACUGAAGAUCACAACGGGACAGCACGUCAACACUUUUAUAAUAUUGUAAUUUGUAAUCAUAAAAAAAUUUCAUCGUAAAUAUUAAUUUUUCAUUAAUGUGUCACGACUAUAUAAGUUUACGGGUUAUACCUUUGCCGUGAAGUGGAGUUUUGAUACUUUGAUAAGUUUAACUUAAAUAUAUAUAAUGUAUAAAAAAAAACAAUAUUCUGAUCAAAUAUACAAAUAUUUAGAAAAAUAAUAUUAAAAAUAGAGUAUCCGUUAAGGAAGGUUUCACUGUAUUCAUUUAUUCAUAUUAAUUUUGUAGUCGAAAACAGGCAUUCUUGAAUUUAACAAUAUUCAGGAGUGGUAAGAGGCUAUCACCGCUUGGUAAUCCUUUGGAUCCAUGCUUGCAAUAAAUAUAAAUAUCAAACCUUGAGUUUUAAGACACCAUUAGUCGAUAUUGAAUAUCCAGCAAACUAAAAAUCUUCACGGAUAUGGAGGAACAUACUACUAGUACUAUGGAUAUGAAUAAUUUACGACGAAUUACAAGCAUGAUUCAAAAUUAUUCAGUAUCAUGUCCAGAAAAACCAGACAAGCGGUAUUUAUUUCAAAUCAAAGUGUAUUGGCUGUCAAUAGUUACUUUACUUAGUGUAUUGGUUACCUUUGUAUUUUGUGUUUUAUGGACUAUACUUUUUAAAUUGGAUGACGCUACAUCAACACACUGUGGCUAUCGAGUUAAAAAUUACUUGCCAACAAUAUCAACUGCUGUGGGAAACUAUCCAGUACAGCGAUUUAUUUGGACUUUAGUCAUAAUCGCUCAUAGUCCAAUAAGAUUUAUUGUGGUUGGUAUAUAUUACCAGUACUACACUAAUAUAAUUAAACCAUCAUUACACUGGUGUGUGGUAUUAUUAAGAUUUUUAUCCACUGUUGAAGUAUGCUCAUUAGUUGUAUUAUCAAUAUUUACUUCGUCAGAUUAUUACAGUAUUCAUGAAAAAAGUUUUGUCACUUUUAUCUGUGCUUCUGAACUUAACAUGGUUAUUUCAUCUAUUUUAUUGAAAAAAGGACGUAUUACCAGAACACUUAUGACAAAAUUAGAAGUGCGGUCAUUAAAAUAUAAAAUAAUUUUUACUUUAUUCAAUAUGACCAGUUUUGCAAUUGCUGGAUAUUGUUUUCUGCGACAUAAUGCUUAUUGUGAAUCUGGUGUAUAUACAUUUUUUGCUCUCUUUGAGUAUUUAGUUGUGUUGAGCAAUAUGACAUUCCAUCUUACAGCAGUUUGGGAUCUGGCAGGUGUAUCAUUAGUGGUAGACGAUAAUUUAAACCUCACCUAUCGAUGACUGAAGUCUAAUUAUAUUUAGUAUAGUGCUAUGAGAUACAAAUAUCUUAUAUAUUGUUUGAUUAUAGGUCUACUAAAAUGUGAUAUUAAUACCAAAUCAAAUUAUAAAAACAUAAUUAAGAUAUGCUAAUUGUUUUGAUUUUUAUAUUAACAUAUAGGCUAUUGUAUAUUAGUUUGCAUACAAUAUUGGUAUCUGGUAUAGCACAAAACGUAUUUAAGAUUGUUAUUGUUUUAAAUAGUUGUUAAGUAUCACAGUUCUUAAUGUUUUAUUUUAUGAGUAUAUAUAUUUUUUUAA